This is a messenger RNA of Rotaria sp. Silwood2, 372 nucleotides long. NCBI's taxonomy places the organism in Eukaryota, Metazoa, Rotifera, Eurotatoria, Philodinida, Philodinidae. The record is from the annotation of a GenBank genome assembly.
AUGGUUACUACUGCAGAACGAAAACAACUACUCAAACAACAUGCGCAUAUCAUGAAGGACCAUGGCAAAGAAAUUACAACAAAAUUCUAUAACACAAUGUUCAAAGAACAUCCAGAAAUGCGCAACUUUUUCAAUCAGACAAAUCAAAAAACUGGAAAGCAACGUGCAGCCUUGGCCAUGACUGUCUAUUUUUUUGCUGAAAAUAUUGACAAUAUAGAUGUGAUGAUACCACAAAUGUCACGUAUCUCUAGCAAACAUCGUUCUAUUACAGUUAAACCAGAACAUUAUUCAAUUGUCGGCAAGUAUUUAUUACAAGCAAUCAAAGAAUAUAUGGAUGACAAAGCAACACCUGAAGUAAUGGCUACAUGGUAA